UGACAGUGAUCGAGCAGCACGUGGGCUGUGUAGGUGUGCAUAUCACUAUGCAUCGUCCAGCCAUGUGCACAGGAAAGAGGCUGACUUACAAGAAUCUGCUCUCAAAACCCCAGCAAGGUCCAGGGAAGCCUGCUGCCAACUUCCACUUUACUGUGGAUGUUUUCACUUUCGGGGUAUCUUGUUCUGAGUCAAGAUUCCUCCUUCCUAAUAUGGGACUUUCCAGAAGAAGACCACAGCUGUUCCCGUGCAUCCGCCUUGGCCCUGCAAUGUUCUGAAGUUGGGUUGUCAAGGGAGUUUGCCUGCCUCUCUGGAGGAAGAAAAUGGCCAUGUGGUCUCUCUGGCGUCUGCUUCUCUGGGAAGGAACUCCUGGCCACGUUCUUCAGGGGCUCCCUGGAGACUCUGUACCAUUCCCGCUUCCUGGGCCGAGCUCAGCUACACAGUAACCUCAGCCUGGAACUUGGGCCCCUGGAGUCUGGAGACAGCGGCAACUUCUCUGUGCUGAUGGUGGACACAGGAGGCCGGGCCUGGACCCAAACCCUGCAACUCAAGGUGUACGAUGCAGUACCAAGGCCCACAGUUCAGGUGUUCGUUGCUGUAACAGGGGAUACUCAGCCCUCUAACAUCUGCCAGGUCUUCCUGUCCUGCUUGGGUCCCAACAUCAGUGACAUAACCUAUAGCUGGCGACGAGAAGGGACAAUGGACCUUGAUGUUGAACCACACAGCCUCUUCACAGAGGGACAGGUGCUAAGUAUUUCGGUAGGACUGAGAGACAAGGAUGUGGCUUAUUCCUGCAUCAUCUCCAACCCUGUCAGCUGGGGUGUGGCCACAGUCACCCCUUGGAAGAGCUGCAACCAUGAGACAGCAUCAGAGAAGACCUCCUACAAGGAUGUGCUACUGGUGGUGGUACCAGUCUCGCUGCUCCUGAUCCUGGUUGGUCUCUUCUCAGUAUGGCACUGUGGCCCCUGCUCAGGGAAAAGGAAGACGGAUGUCUGCACUGAUGAAGUGGCUCCCGAGACAGAGAACCCUGUUGUGUAGGAUGUGCCAUGAAGAACAACACAAGCUGAGACCUGGAUCAUGGAGAGCUUCCCUGCCCCGACGCUUGAUGCUCUGGGACAUGGCUAGUGCCUGGAAACUUCCAGUCCUGCCUCUCAGGAUCAAACUGGACAGCCAGCAUACUGGGAGGAUAGGCAGCACCUGAACAAACUCGGCCCUUCCUUGGCUGUCCGGUGGACAGGAUGGGCUAAUAGGAUGCUCCUUGAAAAAACAUCCUAGGUUCUCCAGGAUCCACAGAUUUGAGUAUUUGAGACAUCUGCUCCUCCACCAUACAUAAAAGUAUUGCCCAACUGGCACCAAGUAAUUGCUUCCGGCCUGAAUCCUAGUCUCUAAACAACAUCAGGUGAUUGAACUUCAGAGAAAGUAAAUCACCCACGACCAGUGAAUCAAAGUAUUGUCAAGAAGCAAGGCCUAGAAUAAAUAAAAUUCAGAGGUGGGAGACAGGGCCUUAUCUUUUAGACCUGAAGGUCUUUGAGGUUAUCUGAGUUCAUGGUCUCUCAAAGGUAAAUGGUAGUUACAGAUGACCUAGAAUGACUGACAUCCCACAGUUGGAAUGGAAGCCAUUUUCCUGAUAAUACUUUGUAUAUAGACAUCCUUGCCAUUUCCACUGAUCUUGUCACCUCCUGCAUGAUCUGAGGAUGGUAUCUGAGGUUUUUCCUUUACUCUCAAGCACAGUGACCUGAAAAAGAUGACUAAAUAUGCCUCUGCCAACAAGAAACUCUUGUAUAUCUUCAAGAAAAGCAGUUGAGUUCAUGGCAAGUCUUUUUUUUUUUGUCUGAGACUGGGAGAGGAAGCUACUACAAAAGAGGAAAAUUAUGGAGGGGAAGGAUGCCAAGGUAUUUGAGAAUCUGCCACAUUCAUUUUUAGAUGCAAGUGCAGAAGAGCCAGCCAAGUAUAAGGAAGAGACAAGACCCCAUCACUCAACAGGAUCAUCAAGGUCAUUUUGAUACAUGGGACAGAAAAGAUUAUUGUGGCCAUCUUUAGAAAAUGCAUUCUGCCAUUGACUGAUUCUG
Messenger RNA from Dipodomys spectabilis (banner-tailed kangaroo rat), 2066 nucleotides. It is a transcript of the gene Slamf8, whose product is annotated as SLAM family member 8. Lineage: Eukaryota; Metazoa; Chordata; Mammalia; Rodentia; Heteromyidae. Bases 157 to 1035 code for a protein of 292 amino acids. The transcript has 5 exons. Gene Ontology annotation, molecular function: signaling receptor activity. Gene Ontology annotation, biological process: leukocyte chemotaxis involved in inflammatory response; regulation of B cell differentiation. The record is from RefSeq and is a predicted model, not a curated record.